AUGGAUUUUUUAAAAUCCUCAUUGUUGAUUAUAGUUAUCUUCCUAACAGGUAAUUGUAUAGAUUUAUGUAAUUAAUUUAUCUCUUAUUAAUAAUGUAUAAGUAGUGUGCAGAUUUAAUGUAUGUGGGAUUUAAUUAGAAAUAAUUGUCAUUAUACAAAUGAUUAUUUAUAGGGAUGUAGUGGUUUUUUAAAUGUUAUGGCCUGUUAAAAAUAAUUAGGAGUGCCUUCAGGAUAAAUUGCUAAAUGUAAGAGUUAAGAUUGAAUUAGGUCGAUUCAUAAAAUCUUGUGAGAAGAUCCCUGAUGAAUUAACCGAAAAAUGUUAUAAUAAUUUAUCAAAGUAUGGCUGUUUAUCUGUUAAAAAUACACAGUAAAUUUGUAUUUGGAAAAAUUAAUCGUGUUAUUUUAUAGAGAAGAAAGAAUAAUAAAGUUUAAUUUAAGAAAACUUUGAUGAGAUAAUGUAUAGUGCAUCUGCUUGUUCUUUGAUAGAACAUUAUUUAGUAAUUCAUAGUAGUUUAUUAUGGAAUCUAAUUUCUUAUAUUCCAGAUUUAAAAUUAGAAGCAUAUAAACAAUAAUAAAGAGAUUUCAAUAUUGAAUUUACUGAUACUAGAAAUUAUGAUGAUCCAAAUACUGCAAAAAUGGUAAAUAAUUAUUUACAGAAAAACGGAAAAUUUGUUUGGUAUAAAUUUGGGGUUUCUAAUUAAUAUAAUUUAACAAAUUGUAAAAUUUUGAUUAUUUAUAUUAGUAUAAAUAUCAAGUAGAUUAAGAGAAGGUUGUAUAGCAUUAGAAAUAUAAAAUGAUUAAGAUAUUUUAUCAAUUUUAAGUUUUUCAAAAGAAAUAAUAGGCGUUAAUCAUAUUUACUGCAAAUAUUUAAAUUAAAUUCCAAUAAAAAUAGAAAAAUAUGUAUUCUUAGAUAAUAAAUGUGUAAUAUUAGAUACAAAUAUAUUAACAAAUUAAAAUUUAAUUAAGUAGUAUAACUUGAAUUGUCAUUCAUUAGAUUAGAAUUAAUGUAUAUUUUUCAAUUCUAAGGAAUUUAAUUGUUAAAUUACAAGUGAAGAAAAUGAAUAUCCAUGCAUAGAAGAAUCAAUAGGAUUUGAAACUAAUUGUAUGAAUGUAUUUUGUACAAUAAAUCAAUGUUAAAAAUUAGAAAAUCAUUAUAUUGAACUUAGUACAAAUAUGUGUGUUGAUUAAUGUACUACAAUAUCAGAUAGGAUGGAAUGUUUAUAAAAUAAUUGUAUUUAUUUAGGAAUUAAGAGUUCACAAAAGUAAAUAAAUUGUGCACCUAAAAAUGUAUGCAAUUAAAUAAGUUUAACAAAAUAAAAUUGUUUUUUAUUAAGAGCUAAAUGUGAUUGGAUAAGUGAAGAUAAUAGAUGUUUUGAAUUAUAAGAUUAAUAAAUAUCAUAUAUGAAAUGUUAAGAUACUUAAAAUGCAUAUGUUUGCACUUUUAUUUCAUUAAGUGAUUAGAUGUGUUAUUGGUCUUAAGAAUUGAUGAAAUGUAUUAAUAUCUUAGAUUAACCACUUUUAAUUGGUCAUGAAAUAUUUAUAGAUAGAAACAGUAAUGAAAAUGAUGAAGAAUAAAUUAGUUUAAUAUGUAAUUUGAAUUUAUGUAAAUACAAUACUUUAAUAGCUACAGAAUAUGAUGAAGAUAAUAGAAUAUGUUUAUUCGAUUAAUCUAAAUUUAAAAAUAAUUUAAAUUUAAUAAACAAAUAUCAUUGUCUGUAAAAUUUAAAAGGUUUUUAUUAAUGGAAUUAGGAGAAGUAAAUUUGUUUUAAAAUAGAAUAAUCUUAAAUUAUUAACAAAAAUUGUAAUGAAUUAAUAAAUAUAAAUGAACGAUUUUGUUAAUUUGGUCUAUCAUAAUCAGAUUAUUUUGUUUGUGUUUAUGAUUAAAUUACAUACUCAUGUAUAGAAAAAACGAGAGUUGAAGUAAAUAAUUAUGGAUGUGUAGGUCAUGGAUUAUCAAGAGAGUUAUGUUUAAAUAAAAAUAUAGAAGGAUAAUUUUGCAAUUAUUCAGAUGGAUUAUGUAUAGAAUUAUCUAUUAAUAUGAUAAACAAUUUAAAAUGUGAUUUUUUAAUAGAUAUUAAUUAAUAAGUUUGUAGAAUGUAAUAAAUUAAUUAGAUAUUAUGUAAAUACAAUGAAUUGAAUCAUUCAUGUAUGUCUAUAAAUUGGAAUGAUAAUAUAGAAUAUAAUUAUAAUUUAAAUAAAUAUGCAUGUUCGGCAGUUACAGAUAGCUAUACAUAUUUUAAUGAAUAAAUAAAUAGAUGUAUAAAAUUGGAUAUAAAUGACAGUAUUUACUUUAAAUAAUUAAAAUGUGAAGAAUAUUUUAUAAAUAAAAAGACUUGUCAAAAAAUAGUAACAGAAGGAUAAAUUUGUAUUUGGAAUAAUUCUAUAAAUAUGUGUAAAAAUUAUGUAGAUAAUUUUCCAGCUUGUUAUAUUUUUAAAGAAAGUAAUAGUAAGACAUGUUCAAGUUUAAUAUAUAAAAAUAAAAAUGAAUUAACAACAGAUUAUUUUUGUGUUUAUGAGAAUAAUAAAUGUGAAUCAAGAUUAGAAUAUUAAAUUGAUUGUGGAGAGAAUUUAAUAAUGAAUAUUCAUUACUGUAGUUGGAUGACAGGAAUUGAUUAAGAUGGUUAACAUGUUUAAAUGUGUGCUUUUGUAGAUUAUAAAUGUAUUUAAUUGAUGGAAGAUGAUAGUAUGGAUACAGAAAUAAUAUUAAAUAGUAUAAAUUGUGAAUAGGCAAAUUCAAAGAGUUGUUAUAAAGUGAAAACAGUAGGAUAAUAUUGUUAUAAUACUUCUACAAUUUUGAGUAAUAAGUAAUUAGAUUAUGGAUGUAAGAGAUGGGAACGCAGUGAAAUUUAUUGUUAUGAAUUAAUUUAUUAUGUAAGUGAUAUAAAUUAAUUUAAUGCAAAUAUAUGUUCUUUAGCAUUAAAUGAGUGUAUAUAUGAUUCAAUAUAAGGUUGUAUAACUCCUUCUAGUAAGGCUAUAUUUAAUUGUGAGGAUGUUGGUUUAUCUCAAAGGGUAUGUAAUAGAUAAACAAAAGAUCGUAGAUGCGGAUUUAUUAAUUAAAUUUGUUAAUAUCUACCAGAAUAUUAAAUAUUUAUGGGAAACUGUAAUUUACUUAAUUAAUUUGCUUGUAAUUCAUCUGCAUUUAUUUAAUGUAUUUGGGAUAUUAAAUCUAGGAUUUGUAAAUCAUUAUAAUUGAGUAGUAUUAAAUAAAUUUCAAGUGAUUAUUUCUGUUCUGCAGAUCAAAGUGAUGUAUUUAUUUUAAACGGAUAAACUUAAUGUAUUUAGAUAGAGAAAUCUAAUUAUAAUUUAUAUUCUUGCGAUACUGCAGGUUUGAAUAAAUAUGGUUGUCAUUCUUUACCUACUUAAUAUUGUUAAUAUUUGAAUAAUUAAUGCUAAUUUUAUAAAUCAAUCUAAUGUGAAGAUUAUAUCUAUGAAUGUAAUGCUAAUAACUCUAAUGAUUAAUAUUGUGUAUUUAAAGAUAAUAAAUGUUUUUCUAUUGCAAAUACAUCAUUUAAUUGUGAUUCAUUUGAAAAAACUAAUUAUCUGUUUUGUUAUUAAUAUACAAAUUGUAUAUACAAAGAUUCUUAAUGUUAAUAAGUUAGAGAAUAUCAGAAAUAUUAAAAUUGUUAAAGUAUUAAUAAUAUUACAAAUUGUACUGUUCAAAACAGUUAAUUAAAAUGUUAAUAUUCAUAAUCUUGUAAUGAUUUAAACUCAUAAUUAUUAAUAUGUCCUUCACUUAAAGGAUAUUAUUCAAGAAAUGCAUGUAAUUAUUUUGAUAAUUGUUAAUAUGGAUAUACAAAAAGUGGUUAUGGUUUCUGUUUUAAUGGAUCAAGUAUAAUUGAAUUAACUUGUGAUUUAUUAUCUUAUGAUUUAUGUUUAGAAGAUUUAUCACAUUUAAAUAUUAAUUUAAAAUGUUAUUGGGAUUAGAUAUGUAAGAAUGUUGAGAAUGAGAAUAUAAAUAAAUGUAAUGAUUUAUUGUAAUAUAAAUCCAGUUAUGCUGCUUGUAUACAUUUCAAUAAUAUUGAUUGUAAAUAUUCUUUUAAUGAUAAGAAAUGUAAAUUAGUGAAUGAAUACAUAGAUAUUUCUUGUUUUGGAUCUUCUAAAUUAGAAUGUGAUUAGAUAAAAUAGAUUUGUUAUUAUAAUAAUAACAUAUGUACUACAUCUGGAAAUGAUGAAUAAAUUAAUAAAUAUGGAUGUAUUAAUAAAUCAGGUUAUUAUUAAUAUCGCCAAGGAAAUUGCAUAUUAUUAUAAACUAUUAAUUAUUAAUAAUCUUGUCAAAAUCUAUCAAAAGAUGCUUGCCUCAGUUAAAUUACUAAAGAAAUUCAUUGUAGAUGGAUAAAUUAAAAUUGUUAAUAAGUACUUAAAUAAGAAAACAAAAUGAUUAAUUCAUGUUAAGAUUUAAAUCAAAGAGUUUGUUAAUAAAUAGUUUUAUCUAAUGUUCAAUGUGUGUGGAAUUCUGAAACAUCGAUUUGUGAAACUAUAACAAUUACUAAUUUUGAUUGCACUAUCAUAAAUUAAUCUAUCAGCACAUCUAUUAGUUUAUGUAGUAGUCAAAUUAAUUCUAAUUGUAUUAAACAUAUAGAUGGAACCUAAUGUAAUAUUAUUUCUAAUAAAAUUAAUUCAUGUACUCUUUAUGGAUUGAAUUAGAAUGCUUGUCUUACAUUAACUACUAAACCAUGUAUAUGGAAACUAUUAAAUAAUGGAGGUUAUUGUGAUGAUGCUAAUCUAUAUUAAUCUUAAUGUGAAGAUCUUAUUAAUGAAUAAGCUUGUCUCAAUAUAAAAAAUAUAAAUUAAUAUUGUAAAUGGAAUAAUAACUUAAAUAUUUGUUAAUUUUAAUAAAUUACUAAUUGUAUAUCAGCUAGUCAUUUAAAUUAAGCUAUUCCAUGUAAAGCUGUUCUAAAUUAAUCUUGUUAAUAUAAUUAAUUAAUUAAUCAAUGUGAAAUUAUUUAGAAUACUCCAACAGAAUGCUCUGAAUCAUAUAAUUAAUUUGCUUGUAUCUAAUCCAUUAAAGGAUGUGUAUGGAAUUUAAACUCAUGUUAUUAAUAAACAAUAUCUAAUUGUAAUCUCUUUUUAAAUAAAUUUGUUUGUCUAAAUAAUAAUUAAGUAUCUUGUUAAUGGAUAAAUAAUCUAUGUUAACCAUUUUCAUUAAUAUAACCAAAGAUUUAUUGUGUCAAUUUACCAUAACAACUUAAUUAAUAUGCUUGUUAAAUUAAUGCUAUAGAUCCUUGUAAUUUAAAUUUUAAAUUGGAAAUUUGUAUACCAUUGUAAUAAUAUUCAUCUAAUUUUAAUAAUUAUGUUUCUGUCUCAGAAUUAUUAUCAAUAUCAAAUUUAGAUUACCCAUAACCAUUGUUAUACAAUCAUUGUAUCAAUUUAUAAACUAAAGAAUAUUGUAUUAAAUCAAGAAUGCAAAAUUAAGCAUGUUUUUGGUCUUAUUCAUGCUAAACUGCUACAAAUUUUGAUUUAUUAAAAUGUUCAGAUUCUUUGAAUAUUUUUGCAUGUUUAAAUAUCACAAAUAGUAAUUAACUUUGUUAUUGGAAUUAAAAAUGUUUAAAUUGGUCUACUGAUAAUCCUAUUAUGUCAAAUGUUAAUAUUAAUGUUUGUAUCAAUCAUAGUGUAAAUAGUAUAUAUUCAAAUUAUUCUUGUUAAAAUUAAGAUCUUCAUUUAAUAAAAUGUAAUUCACUUGGAAUAAGUAAAUAAACUUGUUUAUCUAUUCCUAAUAAACCAUGUUAAUGGGACAAAUAAUUCAAUAAAUGUUUAGAAUUUAUUUAAGAUAAUCUAAAAAAUUAAUGUUCAGAUUUCUAAUUAGUAUCACCUUAUGUUUGUUAAAUACUAUAAAAUUAUGCUUGUAUUUAUGAUAAUAAUACAUUCAGUUGUAUUUAAACAAUAAAAAAUAAUUCAUUAAUAGGUAUAUCUAAAUCAGCAUGUCUGUAAAAUGAUUAUAAACCUAUUUAUUGGAAUGAAUUAAAUUAAUGUGAAGAAUUGAUUACACCUAUUAAUUGUAAUUCUUAAUUAAAAGUUAAUUCUAUUGCAUGUUAAAGUAUUACAGAUAUAGCUUGCUUAUAUAAUAACUAAUUAAAUUAAUGUGUUAGUUAAUUUAAUAUUUGGUCACUUAAAUGCAAUUCUGUUGGUUUAAAUUUAAAAGGAUGUAGUUUAGUUUAAAAUGAACCAUGCAUCUUUUUAAAUAAUAAAUGCUAAAAUUUUAUUGAUUAUGAAUCUAAUUGUAUAAUGAUUAAAAAUGUUAAUGCUUUAGCUUGUGCAUCUAUUAUCCAUUCAAAUUGUAUUUAUGAUUCUAUUAGAUUAUAAUGUGAUGUACCAAUCUAUUCAUCUGAUAUUUGUAAUAUUCCAGGUAAAAAUAAGAAUUUUUGUGAAAGUAAUUCACUUUGUAAAUGGAAUUAAGAAAUUUUAAAUUGUUAAUGUAAUGAAUAUUAAUAAGAAAUAUGUAAAAUAGAAAAUAAAAAUGAUUGUAAAUCAAAUCCAAAUUGUUAUUUCAAUGGUAAUAAUUGUAUCAGAAAAUAAUGUAAUCAUUUAACAACAGAUAUAUGUACAGCAUAUUUAGAUGGUUAAACAUGUUAUUUAAAUAUUUAUAAUGAAUGUCAAUCAGCAAUUAAAUGUGAAGAUAUUUUUGAAUCAAAAUUACCAUGUUCUUAAUUUUCUUUUAAUUCUAUUUAAUGUAUAUAGGUAGGUAAUACAUGUGUUUAAUAAAAUAAUCUAUAAACAUAUUGUUUAUACUCUGAUUGUUCCAAUCCUAAUUGCAUCUAUUAAUUUGGUAUCUGUAAAUCAAGAACAUGUUCUGAUUACAAUAUACACAAUUGUAAUUAACAAAGAGAUUGUUAUUUAGAUCCAAAUAAUAUUUGUUAAAUAUUAACUUCAUGUUCUUUAAUAAAUAAUUAUGGAGAAGAAGCUAUGAAUAUUUGUAAUUAACUAACUUUUUAAGGUUAUAGAUGUAAUUGGUAGAAAAUAUCCUUAUUAGAUGAAACAAGAGUUUGUACUAAUUAACCUUGUCUUUUGUAUGGAUCAUCUAAAAAUUUAUGUCAUGGAAAUGAAAUUAAUGGAUAUUCUUGUGUUUUAUCUGCUUCUUUAAUAUGUUAAUAAUGUGAAUAAAUUACAGAAAAAUGUUAAUGUGAAAAUCAGUUCAAAAUUUGUACUUUUUUAAAUGGAAAAUGUAUUUCAAUCCCAUGUACAUCCUUUCUUACUAAAAAAUAAUGUGAAGAAGUCUAAAACCGUUGUUAUUGGAGUACUUAAAUAAAAGAAGAUAAUUCUAUUGUUGAAAUGUGUGUUAAAGAAUGCAUUAAAAUUAUUGAUUCAGAUGAAUGUAAUGCUAGAACUAAAGAAUGCUAUUAUGAACCAUUAAUGAUGAAAUGUUAAUAAGGUCAAAAAUAAGUUAUUAAUUUAAGUAAAGAUAUUAUAAUUGAAGAAUUCUAUUCCCAUGUUAUUAAUUUUAUGAUUAUUAUUCUUAUUUUAUUUUUAUGA
Paramecium sonneborni is the source of this 7466-nucleotide messenger RNA. The record is from the annotation of a GenBank genome assembly. NCBI's taxonomy places the organism in Eukaryota, Ciliophora, Oligohymenophorea, Peniculida, Parameciidae.